Messenger RNA from Onychomys torridus (southern grasshopper mouse), 265 nucleotides. RefSeq names its product 40S ribosomal protein S27-like. Lineage: Eukaryota; Metazoa; Chordata; Mammalia; Rodentia; Cricetidae. The transcript has 3 exons. Gene Ontology annotation, molecular function: RNA binding; structural constituent of ribosome. Gene Ontology annotation, biological process: translation; ribosomal small subunit assembly. Gene Ontology annotation, cellular component: cytosolic small ribosomal subunit; ribosome. The record is from RefSeq and is a predicted model, not a curated record. Bases 44 to 265 code for a protein of 73 amino acids.
UACAGGUUAGCCUUUCUGGUGGUGAUGACCUCCCUGUUAAAACAUGCCUCUUGCAAAGGAUCUCCUUCAUCCCUCUCCUGAAGAGGAAAAGAGGAAACACAAGAAAAAGCAUCUGGUACAGAGCCCCAAUUCCUACUUUAUGGACAUGAAAUGCCCAGGAUGCUAUAAGAUCACCACGGUCUUUAGCCAUGCACAAUCGGUAGUCUUCUGUGUCGGCUGCUCCACUGUCCUCUGUCAGCCCACAGGGUUUGGAAAAGCACACUGA